Messenger RNA from Eimeria tenella, 498 nucleotides. RefSeq lists its product as uncharacterized. Bases 1 to 498 code for a protein of 165 amino acids. The transcript is spliced from 2 exons. The record is from RefSeq and is a predicted model, not a curated record. NCBI's taxonomy places the organism in Eukaryota, Apicomplexa, Conoidasida, Eucoccidiorida, Eimeriidae.
AUGACAGCAGUGGGAGGAGCAGGAGAGGCAGCAGUCCCAAAAGCGUUUGUAAGUUUAUGUAAGUUGUACGACUCGGCCGGAAACGUCGACGACAUCUUCGUGGCGACUGCCGCAGCGACUGCAGCCGCCACGGAGUUCACAGCUGCUGCUUCUGUAUCUCUCCACGGUAAGUGCCACCGACGCCACUGCGGAGAUAAUGCGAAGAAUCUCAGGACCAACGUUCGAACAACCUCAAACAUACAUGCUCACCCAGGACACCAAAUGCCUGUGGCUGGCUGCCUAAUGCCAACGAGGGCCUCAGGUGACAGGGUGUGGUCUUCAGAAAAUCGCAGCGAAGGACAGAGAAAAGGGAAGAGCAUGGCGGCGGGCAUCACAUCGGAGGCGCGCAGGUCCUACAGAAGUCGAGAAUAUGCAGGGUCAUGCGUGAGCAUCCCAUACCGACCGGUGCUCGAAAGUUUUAAUCACUCAGGCAUCCGCUACAAGAUACUGUACGCUUAG